ACUUCCCUUCUCCUUGGAUUCUGUGUUUUGUCGACAAAAGUUUUCCAGCAAGACGCAGUUUUUUUUUUUUUCACUUUGUAACAACGAAAAUAUUUGACUGCCAAUUUCUGCGAAAUAGCCAUCAUGUCUCCCCCAUCAAGAAGGCUUCAAACGAAGCCUGUGAUUACAUGUCUCAAGACCUUUCUUAUUUCUUACAGUCUCAUAUUUUGGUUUACAGGGGUUAUCCUUCUGGCUGUUGGAGUAUGGGGGAAGGUAAGCCUGGAAGCUUAUUUCCAGCUGGCCUCUGAGAAGAGCACAAAUGCACCAUAUGUCCUCAUCGGGACUGGCACCAUCAUCGUCAUUUUUGGCCUGUUUGGUUGCUUCGCUACAUGCCGCGGUAGCCCAUGGAUGCUAAAGCUGUAUGCCAUGUUCUUGGUGCUGGUGUUCUUAGCUGAGUUUGUGGCCGGCAUCUCUGGCUUCUUAUUCAGACAUGAGAUAAAGGCUGUAUUAGGUGAUGCCUAUAAAGACGCUGUGACGAACUACCAUUUCCCUGACCCCAAAAGCUCUGCAGUUGACACCAUCCAGAUGACUUUGCACUGCUGUGGAAUGGAAAGUUACAAGGACUGGAACACGACACAGUACUUCAAAGACAAUGGUAUCCCUGCCAGCUGUUGCAAAGAGAAUGAUGUCUGCCCUGAUGAGAAACUCAAGGACCUUGACAAGGCUCGCGACAUAGUGUAUGACACGGGCUGCUUCUCACUGGUGACCGAUUUGAUGGAGUCUAACCUGGGAAUCAUUGCAGGGAUAUCUUUUGGAAUUGCAUUCUUCCAGCUCAUUGGGGUAUUCUUGUCCUGCUGCUUGUCUCGAUACAUCACCAACAACCAGUACGAGAUGGUCUAGCAGUGUCCUUCCUCAGGUCACUGACGGGAAGCUCAUGACGCAAACUGACUCAAAGGGAACGCCCAUAGUUUUAAUCCUUCGUAUAUGCAUAAUGGUUCUGUCAUUUCAGAAUACACUCUCGCUGACACUCACUUUUCAAUGGCAACCAGUCUGAAGGGAAAAUGUUGUUGGACACCAUAAGGGAUCUAUUUCUACCAUUCUCCAUCAUCAAUUUGAUUAAGCUUUGUCUUGCUAAGACUAGUGGAAUACAGUUUGUGCUUAAAUGUUCAUUUGGGAUUCACAGACUUUAUAAAUGUAAUAUUUAUCUUUUCAUUCAUGUCCGUUUGAUGUUAUUAUACAUGACAUAUGUAUUUGGUGUGCUAAGCCAAAAUAUUCCUGUUUAUGUUAUCCUUGUCCAUAUUCAUCAUUCUCCAUCAUAAAUGCUGCCCUCAUUCUAGUUACAUGGCAUCUUGUGGUUAAAGUUAUCUUACUGUAGCCUAUUUUAUUUCCAUGAUUGGCAUUACAAUAUUAGAAGCUGGUAACUGAUUAGUCCAUCUGUAACACCACAGUAACUUGCACUGUAAAACCUCCAGCAAUCCAUCCAUCUUUAGUCAUUUAGCAGACGCUCUUAUCCAGAGCGACUUACAGGAGCAAUUAGGGUUAAGUGCCUUGCUCAAGGGC
Coregonus clupeaformis (lake whitefish) is the source of this 1539-nucleotide messenger RNA. Its product is annotated as tetraspanin-7-like. Gene Ontology annotation, cellular component: membrane. Bases 124 to 879 code for a protein of 251 amino acids. The transcript is spliced from 8 exons. The record is from RefSeq and is a predicted model, not a curated record. Lineage: Eukaryota; Metazoa; Chordata; Actinopteri; Salmoniformes; Salmonidae.